This is a messenger RNA of Phragmites australis (common reed), 4628 nucleotides long. Its product is annotated as leucine-rich repeat receptor-like serine/threonine-protein kinase At1g17230. NCBI's taxonomy places the organism in Eukaryota, Viridiplantae, Streptophyta, Magnoliopsida, Poales, Poaceae. The transcript has 3 exons. The record is from RefSeq and is a predicted model, not a curated record. Bases 400 to 3744 code for a protein of 1114 amino acids. Gene Ontology annotation, biological process: protein phosphorylation; hormone-mediated signaling pathway. Gene Ontology annotation, molecular function: ATP binding; protein kinase activity; protein binding. Gene Ontology annotation, cellular component: plasma membrane.
GUCGUAACCCUCACGAACACACGUGCUGUUGCCGCGUCUCGUAUACUCUCCCCGUCUCCUCUCUUGCUCUCUUCCUUCCACAGUGCUCGGCUCGUCGCCCCCUUAAAGCUCCUGGAUCCCUUCUCCCUGCCGCUCCCACAGUCCCACUCACUCGCUGCCACCACUACCACCGUCCCUGUUGCGCGACCAGUGCCACCCACCUCGAUCGCCUGCUCACAUGGCUCGCUGUCCCGUGGAUUCGGUGGCGUCCUAGUGAGUAGCUAGUGGGUGGGGAGCCGCUUCAUUGGUUGCGGGGUGCGCUCUGUCCAUGGCACUCUGUUUCUUGGUUCCAGAGUUCGCGUAGUGCGUGUCUUGCUGUGCUGCUCGCUCAGGGGUAGUUCCUUGCCGCGUCUUGGUACGAUGACGGCCGCAAUGGCGUCGCCCGUGGCGCGGCGGCUCUUGCUCCCGGUGGUGGUUCUAUUUGCGGUCCUCGCCACGGCGGCGGGGGUGGAAGAGGUGGAGGGCGGAGCGGCGGCGCUGCGGGAGUUCAAGCGCGCGCUGCUGGACGUGGACGGGCGCCUCUCGAGCUGGGGCGGCGCGGGCGCGGACCCGUGCGGGUGGGCCGGCAUUGCUUGCUCCGGCGGCGGCGAGGUGACGGUCAUAACGCUCCACGGCCUCAACCUCCACGGCGAACUCUCCGCCGCCGUCUGCGCGCUCCCGCGCCUCGCCGUCCUCAACGUCUCCAAGAACGCGCUCUCCGGCCCCAUCCCCACCGGCCUCGCCGCCUGCCGCACGCUCGAGGUCCUCGACAUCAGCACCAACGCCCUCCACGGCGCCGUCCCACCGGAGCUCUGCGCCCUGCGGGCCCUGCGCCGGCUCUUGCUCAGCGAGAAUCUGCUCUUCGGCGAGAUCCCCGCCGCCAUCGGCAACCUUACCGCCCUCGAGGAGCUCGAAAUCUACAGCAACAACCUCACCGGCAGGAUCCCCACCUCCAUCCGCGCGCUCCAGCGCCUCCGCGUCAUCCGCGCGGGCCUCAACGACCUCUCCGGCCCCAUCCCCGUCGAGCUCACCGAGUGCGCGAGCCUCGAGGUGCUCGGGCUCGCCCAGAACAAACUCGCCGGGACGCUGCCCCGCGAGCUAUCCCGCCUCAAGAACCUCACCACAUUGAUCUUGUGGCAAAAUGCCCUCUCCGGCGAGGUCCCGCCGGAGCUCGGGAACUGCACCAACCUCCAGAUGCUCGCCUUGAACGACAACGCCUUCACCGGCGGCGUCCCCAUGGAGCUCGGGGCGCUGCCGUCGCUCGCCAAGCUGUACAUUUACCGGAACCAGCUCGACGGCACCAUCCCACCGGAGCUCGGGAACCUGCAGAGCGCACUGGAGAUUGACCUCUCGGAGAACAAGCUCAUCGGCGUCAUCCCUGGCGAGCUCGGCCGGAUACCAACGCUCCGGCUGCUCUACCUCUUCGAGAACCGUCUCCAAGGUACCAUCCCGCCGGAGCUCGGCCAGCUGAGCAGCAUAAGAAGGAUUGACCUGUCCAUCAACAACCUCACCGGCACAAUUCCGGUGGACUUUCAGAACCUGGGCAGUUUGGAGUACUUGGAGCUCUUCGACAACCAACUCCAUGGUGCCAUCCCUCCGUUGCUGGGGGCCAACAGCAACCUCUCGGUGCUCGAUUUGUCGGACAACCAGCUGACAGGGAGCAUCCCUCGUCACCUUUGCAAGUACCACAAGCUCAUGUUCUUGAGCCUUGGGUCGAACCACCUCGUCGGCAACAUCCCUCCAGGAGUGAAGGCUUGCAGAACUCUGACGCAGCUCCGAUUGGGGGGCAACAUGCUGACCGGGAGCCUCCCUGUCGAACUGUCGCUGCUGCAGAACCUGUCAUCGCUUGAAAUGAACCAGAACCAGUUCUCCGGUCCAAUACCGCCUGAGAUUGGCAAGUUCAGGAGCAUAGAGAGGCUGAUCUUGUCCAGCAAUUACUUUGUCGGACAGAUCCCUGCUGACAUUGGAAACCUGACGGAGCUUGUUGCCUUCAACAUUUCAUCGAACCAGUUGACUGGGCCGAUUCCUCGUCAGCUAGCACGGUGUACAAAGCUUCAGAGGCUUGAUCUCAGCAGAAACUCUCUCACUGGAGUAAUUCCUCAGGAGCUCGGUGCGCUAGUGAACCUGGAGCAGCUGAAGCUAUCAGACAACAGUCUGAAUGGAACCAUUCCAAGAAGUUUUGGAGGCCUUUCACGGCUCACUGAGCUGCAGAUGGGAGGCAACAGUCUGUCUGGUCAUGUCCCGGUUGAGCUUGGCGAGCUCACUUCCCUUCAGAUUGCUCUAAAUGUAAGUCACAACAUGCUGUCUGGUGAGAUCCCUACACAGCUAGGCAAUUUGCACAUGCUGGUGUACCUGUACUUGAACAACAAUCAACUUGAAGGAGAAGUUCCUUCCUCGUUCAGUAUGCUUUCCAGCCUCCUGGAGUGCAACCUUUCUUACAACAAUCUCGUCGGGCCACUUCCCAGCACCCCAUUUUUCGAGCACCUGGACAGCAGCAGUUUCCUUGGGAACAAUGGACUUUGUGGUAUCAAAGGGAAAGCGUGUCAAGGUUCAUCAGUGUCAUCCUACUCAAGCAAGGAAGCAGCAGCGCAGAAGAAGCGCUUUCUCAGGGAGAAGAUCAUCAGCAUUGCCUCCAUUGUCAUUGCAUUCGUUUCAUUGAUGCUGAUUGCAGUUGUUUGCUGGGCCUUGAGAGCCAAGAUACCGGAGCUUGUAUCAAGUGAAGAGCGCAAGACUGGGUUUUCCAGUCCUCACUACUUCAUGAAGGAACAGGUGACCUAUCAGGAGCUUAUGAAAGCAACCGAUUGCUUUUCAGAGAGUGCUGUGAUUGGAAGGGGUGCUUGUGGCACAGUCUAUAAGGCUGUCAUGCCUGAUGGCCGGAAAAUUGCAGUCAAGAAGCUGAAGUCUCAAGGAGAAGGUUCCACCAUCGACAGAAGCUUCCGAGCUGAGAUAAACACACUUGGAAAUGUCAAGCACCGCAACAUUGUCAAGCUUUAUGGCUUCUGCUCCCAUCAGGACUCCAAUCUGAUCCUGUAUGAGUUCAUGGCAAAUGGUAGCCUUGGAGAGUUGCUUCAUGGCAGCAAGGAUGCCUAUCUACUGGACUGGGACACACGUUACCGGAUUGCUCUGGGGGCUGCUGAAGGCCUGCGGUAUCUUCACAGUGAUUGCAAACCGCAGGUCAUUCACCGUGAUAUCAAAUCGAACAACAUACUACUCGAUGAGAUGAUGGAGGCUCAUGUGGGGGAUUUUGGUUUGGCAAAACUUAUCGACAUGUCCAACUCCAGAACAAUGUCUGCUGUUGCCGGUUCAUAUGGCUACAUUGCACCAGAGUAUGCCUUCACCAUGAAGGUCACUGAAAAGUGUGAUGUUUAUAGUUUUGGAGUGGUUUUGUUGGAACUAUUGACUGGGCAAUCUCCAAUUCAGCCUCUUGAGAAAGGAGGAGAUCUUGUCAAUUUGGUAAGGCGGAUGAUGAGCAGUAUGACACCAAAUUCAGAAGUGUUUGACAGCAAACUGAAUCUGAACUCAAGGUUAGUUGUAGAAGAAAUGUCACUGGUGCUAAAAAUUGCGUCGUUCUGCACCAAUGAGUCACCCUUUGACAGACCUACCAUGAGAGAAGUCAUAUCCAUGCUGAUCGACGCUCGAGCAUCCUCCUAUGACUCAUUUUCAUCGCCAGCAUCGGAGGCGCCUACAGAAGAUGAUUCUUCUUUGAAACUUAAGAGGCUGAUAUAAUCAUUUUUUACCAGUCACGUAUGAUGUAUCAAGGGAGCAUCCACAAGUAAUUGAGUUCAUAGCUGAAGCCUGAUGGCCAUCUAGUGCAUGUGCUAUUGAGCUUCAAGAAGUUGUUGACUAUAACCUGACUUCUAAUGGAAAGGAGAUCUUUCUGAUUAACCACCUGUUGAAGGCUUGAAGCAUUUGAAGUGAAGUUGUUCACUCCUACCUCAGAGUGCUCUUUCAAUGCCAAUGGAGACAGACACCUAUUGAGUGUUCCUUUUCUGAAGCACUCAGGCAGAUAGGUUCAGUCAGCAAAACAUACAGAUUCACUCAUCACUAGCUUGAUAUAGUAGCAUUGCAUUGUACAUACUACAUAGACUAUAGUAUGCCUAUAAGAAAUAAUGAUAAACUAACCUCUGAAUUAUUAUUUUUAUUUUCUUUUUGACUUGCCACUAACUGUAACAUGAUGAAUUCAAACAAAUUACCAUAUGUGGACAAGCCUGCAGCUGCAGCCUCCUCAGUACCAAAAGUGGAUGCCUUGACCAUCUUUUUCAGCUCCUGUUGGGUUUGACUUGGUGUCCUGCAACCUGCAAGCAUGUCAUCAAAGGCACACAAAAUUAGGUGGUACUCCUGCAAGCUCUUGAUAAAAGUGUGCUAGCCUGAUCCAUGCUGCCACGGCUCAAAGGCAGGUUGGAAUGCACUUGCUGCUUUAUCAGACUGCACGCAACAGCUAACGACACCUAACAAAUAGUAACUGUACACUGAAAAUUCAUGGCUUUUAAAAGCUUUGGAGCUGACAUGUCGACGGCAUGCCUAAAAUUCGUGUACUGCCAGGAAAGUGAGAUAAUCUGACGAGAAAUAACUGAUUUAUUCAGAACGUGUAUCUAUUUUUCAUAAGCAGA